Messenger RNA from Radiomyces spectabilis, 753 nucleotides. Its product is annotated as ankyrin repeat-containing domain protein. The transcript has 6 exons. The record is from RefSeq and is a predicted model, not a curated record. NCBI's taxonomy places the organism in Eukaryota, Fungi, Mucoromycota, Mucoromycetes, Mucorales, Radiomycetaceae. Gene Ontology annotation, molecular function: protein binding; fatty-acyl-CoA binding. The coding region runs from base 1 to 753 and encodes 250 amino acids.
AUGAGCUCCAACGACGCAAUUGACCAGUGGUUUGAACAAGCAUAUGAUUACCUCAGUAAUCACAAGGUUAACGUGUCCAACGACAAUAAACUGAAACUAUAUGGUCUCUACAAACAAUCCAUUUUCGGCGACUGCAAUAUACCCAAACCAAGCUUAUUUGAGUUUGUUGCCCGUGCAAAAUGGGAUGCCUGGAAUUCGCUCAAAGGCAUGCCUAUAAUGACCGCACGCGAAGGAUACGUGAAUCUCGUGGAAUCACUCAAUGUCGGUUGGUCUCGCCAAGGCGAAUAUGCAUAUCAACCAGACACGGAAGAGGAAGAGGAAACGGGAACUUUUGGUAACUCGGUCAGCUCCAUGGUAGCCGUGGCAGGGCAAGACGAAAGUGACACAGACGAUUUAUUCGGUUAUGCAAGACAAAAUAAUUUGGACAAUGUAAGAAAACUAAUUGAAGAAGAUCACGCAUCCGUGAACAGUUGCGAUGCCGAUGGAAUCACUGCCUUGCAUUAUGCUAGUGACCGUGGUCAUAUGGACAUGGUCAAACUGCUCAUACAGCUGGGUGCAGAUAUCAAUGCUCGCAGCAAUGAUCAAGAAACGCCUCUACACUACGCUUGUAUUUCAGAACAGCUGGAGGUGGCGGAAUACUUGGUUCAACAAGGUUGUGACGUGUCGGCCAAGGAUGCCGAUAAUCAGCUCGCCAUAGAUCAAGCGGAUUCAGCAUUUGUAGAAGCGCUCAAAAGCAAAUGCCCUCAGCUUUAA